Trematosphaeria pertusa is the source of this 831-nucleotide messenger RNA. RefSeq lists its product as uncharacterized. Lineage: Eukaryota; Fungi; Ascomycota; Dothideomycetes; Pleosporales; Trematosphaeriaceae. The transcript has 3 exons. The coding region runs from base 7 to 528 and encodes 173 amino acids. The record is from RefSeq and is a predicted model, not a curated record.
GCAGCGAUGAGGGAGCCACGCCCAGAUGGCCUGACACACAGAUAUCCUGACAACCCGGGAACCCACAUUCCAAUCCGCCCUGAAACAGCUUCUUCGAUAUCGAUCUCACUCCCUCCACUCACAACCAUAGUUGAUCAGCUAUCUAGCUUUCUCCUCCUCGCCAGCGCCCCGCUCGUCUCCCCCUGGUCACUAAACUGGGGGCCCCUCAACAGCGCCGGUGUCCCAAAAUACCACCGAGCGGGAAGCACCAAUCUGGACGCAUGUCAAGAUUUCCGCGUUGAGUACUCGAACCGGCCCGCAAAGGUCCCAGCCCCGGGCUACCUGGUCUGGCUACCCAACGAGAACAGGAACACUGGGUGCUGCCUUCAUCUCUACGGUAGCAGUAAUGGGGUUAAUCAUUACUGUAGGAGACUGGACGGCGGGGAGCGCCGUGUGGGCCAGUUUUGUGAUGGGAAGAAUAAGAGGAUUUAUCUGAACGCGAAUGAGGGGAUAGGCAGCUACAGGAUUAUGGGAUGUAAGAAGGUGUAAGUGGCGGAAGGAAAUAAGCGUGAGGGAAAAGAAGGGGGGAGCUGGGUUGAAAGCCGUUUUUUUUUGCGAAAUUGCACUAAAAUAGGGAGGGGAGAGCGUCGAAAAGUACUUUGUAUCCUCGAGACAUCAUAGGCAAGGUUGUUUUGUUCGUUUUGUAAAUAAUCCAGGAUCCGCCUUUUCUAAAAUGCCGAAAAAAGGAGGAAGGCGCUAUCGUCUUGUUUUGCGCACCUUUACUAGUCAUAUUCGUGGAUUGCGGCACCGUAGCAGAGCAUCGGGACUGGGAGCUUCAGUGCCUUCCAUAAG